GAAGUGACGCACAGCUUUGGUCCGGCGACCGCCCUGCCCCCGCUUCCUUUCACUCUGUCGCUAGCGGUAGGUGGUUGUGGCCACCGUGCCCAGAAGGAGGCGGCGGCGACCAAUGAUGCCUGGGAAACUACUCUGGGGCGACAUCAUGGAGCUGGAGGCACCCUUGGAGGACACCGAGAGCCAGGAGAGGCAAAAGAGUGAUCGAAGGAAGUCAAGGCACCAUUAUGACUCAGAUGAGAAAUCAGAAACAAGAGAAAAUGGUGUUGCAGAUGACCUGGAUGCUCCCAAGUCCAAAAAAGCUAAAAUGAAAGAGAAGUUAAAUGGAGACACUGAAGAAGGAUAUAAUACACUUUCAAAUGAAUUUUCUAAGUCUCAUAAGUCAAGAAGAAAAGAUCUGUCAAAUGGAGAUAUUGAUGAAUGAAAAAAAUCAAAGCGAGUGUCAUCCUUUGAUAGUUCUACUCAUAAGUCAAGUGAUAAUAAACUAGAGGAGACCCUAACACGUGAACAGAAAGAAGGAGCCUUCUCCAAUUUCCCUAUUUCUGAAGAGACUAUAAAGCUUCUCAAAGGUCGAGGGGUAACGUAUCUGUUUCCUAUUCAAGUUAAGACCUUUGGUCCUGUAUAUGAAGGAAAAGAUUUAAUUGCUCAAGCACGAACAGGAACAGGAAAGACAUUUUCUUUUGCCAUUCCCUUGAUUGAAAGACUCCAAAGAAAUCAAGAGACAAUUAAAAAAAGCCGCUCACCAAAGGUACUUGUUUUGGCUCCUACAAGGGAACUGGCAAAUCAAGUAGCCAAAGACUUCAAAGAUAUAACUAGGAAACUCAGUGUAGCGUGUUUUUAUGGUGGAACAUCAUAUCAAAGCCAAAUUAAUCAUAUUCGAAAUGGUAUUGACAUCUUGGUUGGGACCCCUGGUCGUAUCAAAGACCAUCUGCAGAGCGGCCGAUUAGAUCUUUCUAAACUGCGCCACGUUGUGCUUGAUGAAGUGGAUCAAAUGUUAGAUUUAGGUUUUGCUGACCAAGUUGAAGAUAUCAUCCACGAAUCCUACAAAACUGAUGCUGAAGACAAUCCUCAAACUUUACUUUUUUCUGCAACUUGCCCACAGUGGGUAUACAAAGUUGCAAAAAAAUACAUGAAAUCCAGAUAUGAACAGGUUGACCUUGUUGGAAAAAUGACUCAAAAGGCUGCAACUACUGUGGAACAUUUGGCCAUCCAAUGCCAUUGGUCUCAGAGGCCAGCAGUUAUUGGAGAUGUCCUUCAAGUCUACAGUGGGUCUGAAGGGAGGGCUAUUAUUUUCUGUGAGACCAAAAAGAAUGUAACUGAAAUGGCCAUGAAUCCGCACAUAAAACAGAAUGCCCAGUGUUUACAUGGGGACAUUGCACAGUCACAAAGAGAAAUUACAUUGAAAGGCUUCAGAGAAGGUAGUUUUAAAGUUUUGGUGGCAACCAAUGUGGCUGCCCGUGGUUUGGACAUUCCUGAGGUUGACUUGGUGAUUCAGAGUUCUCCUCCUCAGGAUGUUGAGUCCUACAUUCAUCGCUCCGGACGCACAGGUAGAGCUGGCCGGACAGGGAUUUGCAUAUGUUUUUAUCAACCAAGAGAAAGAGGUCAACUAAGAUAUGUGGAACAAAAAGCAGGAAUUACUUUUAAACGUGUAGGUGUUCCUUCUACAAUGGAUUUAGUUAAAUCUAAAAGCAUGGAUGCCAUCAGGUCCCUGGCUUCCGUUUCUUAUGCUGCUGUUGACUUUUUCCGACCAUCAGCUCAGAGACUGAUAGAAGAGAAAGGGGCAGUGGAUGCAUUGGCUGCAGCAUUAGCCCAUAUCUCCGGUGCAUCGAGUUUUGAACCACGAUCUUUGAUUACCUCUGAUAAGGGGUUUGUGACCAUGACUCUGGAAAGCCCAGAAGAAAUACAGGAUGUCAGCUGUGCUUGGAAAGAACUUAACAGAAAACUGAGUAGUAAUGCUGUGUCCCAAAUUACCAGAAUGUGCCUCCUAAAAGGAAAUAUGGGUGUUUGCUUUGAUGUUCCCACAACUGAGUCAGAAAGGUUACAGGCAGAGUGGCAUGAUUCAGACUGGAUAAUCUCAGUGCCAGCCAAGUUACCGGAAAUUGAAGAGUAUUAUGAUGGAAACACAUCUUCUAAUUCCAGACAGAGGGGUGGCUGGUCCAGUGGCCGGUCAGGCCGGUCAGGCCGGUCAGGGGGUCGAUCUGGUGGCCGGUCAGGUAGACAGAGUCAACAGGGGAGUCGGUCAGGAAGUCGGCAAGAUGGUCGAAGACGAAGUGGAAAUAGAAAUCGAUCAAGAAGCGGAGGCCACAAACGGAGUUUUGACUGAGAAUUUGAUAGUUAAUCUACCAGUGUGAGCUUACCUAUUUCUGCCUAAUCAUGUACAUUAUCCACCAAAAAUUAGGUCAUCAUAGUUGAGGUAUGUGUCUGCUAUUUGCAAAGAAGUUGGUCGUAUUUUUUUAAGAAAUAUUUCACAAGAAUGGAUGUAAACAAAUCAACUUACCCAGUUACACCUUUGAAUAAUAAAACCUUUUAUUGUCUCUUUUCA
This is a messenger RNA of Myotis brandtii (Brandt's bat), 2539 nucleotides long. It is a transcript of the gene DDX50, whose product is annotated as DEAD (Asp-Glu-Ala-Asp) box polypeptide 50. Gene Ontology annotation, molecular function: helicase activity; RNA binding; ATP binding. The record is from RefSeq and is a predicted model, not a curated record. Lineage: Eukaryota; Metazoa; Chordata; Mammalia; Chiroptera; Vespertilionidae.